Molecule: messenger RNA, 1947 nt
Organism: Verticillium alfalfae VaMs.102
Lineage: Eukaryota; Fungi; Ascomycota; Sordariomycetes; Glomerellales; Plectosphaerellaceae
Product: ubiquitin thioesterase OTUB1
Exons: 4
Coding region: 1-1947 (648 amino acids)
Biological process (GO): protein K48-linked deubiquitination
Cellular component (GO): nucleus
Molecular function (GO): cysteine-type deubiquitinase activity; ubiquitin binding
Source: RefSeq, a predicted model, not a curated record
AUGGCGGGCAGCAGGUACGACCAACACCAGCAGCACACAUCACUACUUCCCGUCCUGUUCUCUUCGUCGGCGUCGCAUGGCGCCGGCGCUCCUGCUCACUCUCCUGCCUCUGCUCCCACCACUGCUCCUGCCGCUACCGCUCUUGCUCUUGCCCCUACUCUGGCUCCUGCCUCUGUGUCUGUGUCUGCGUCUGCGUCUGCCGCUGCCGCCGCCGCUGCCGCCACGUCAGGUCAGUCGCAGGAACCCCACGGCCCAUUGCACCUGCCACAUCGGCCGCAGCAACAGCAAGUGCAUCCGCUUCAGCGCUUGCCCCAGCGCCUGCACCAGCAGCACCCUGGCCACAGCCUUGGUCUCAGUCAUCAGCACCCGCAUCCGCACUCGCACGCCCACCAAACGCACCAGCAGCUCCAGCUCCAUCUCCUCCAACAGCAACACAAUCACAAUCAGCAACACCCUUCGCUUGCACCAUACACCAGCAGCUAUCAGCGCAACCGAACACAAACGCAGGCCCAGGUGCAGACCCAUUCGCAGACCGACCACCAGCACAAACUUGCUGCCAAUCCCGGCUAUAAUAUCCCCAGCCCGGCCGCCUCCGCCGCCUCGUCGUGCAGCAACUCCAACAACCCGCCCUCGACCUUGUCCUCGUACAAUCCAAAUUCUAACGCCCACGCCGUUGCGACGCCCGCCUCAUCCACCACCUCUGCCUCCGCACCAAACUCCGCCUCUGUCCGUGCUCUUUCGGCCGAUAUGGCUGGCGACUCCUCGGCCGAUGCUGCCUUUCACGACGACUUGGCAGCUCAACAGAGGGCUGCUGAGAGCUACCAGCCUGACCUCCAGACAUACUCUCAUUAUCGGCCAGUCCAAGGCGAUGGCAACUGCGGAUGGCGAGCAAUCGGCUUCAGCUAUUUUGAGCACCUCGUGUUUGCUGGCGACCCCGAUAAAAUGAGUCAAGAACUUGCCCGCCUCACCAGCCUCAACAACUACAUUGCCAAUGUCGGUGGGUACGACUUUGAGCUCUUCGAGGACAUGGUCCAUGAGACGCUCUCUUUAAUCAAGGAUCUUGCGGAUGUUGUGACAGAUUCGGCUACCGCCAUGGCACUCCUGAUGACACGAUUCAACGACGCACAAUGCUCUAACGCUAUUGUUUACCAUCUUCGUUUACUAGCCGGGUCUUGGUUAAAGGGCAAUUCGAACGAUUUCGAGCCGUUUCUUGUCGGCAGCGGCGGCCUCUUACAGUGGUGCAACGAAAACAUCGAGGUCCCUGACCGCGAAAUUGACCACAUUGGCAUCACCCUCCUCGCGAACAUCCUACUCAAACCCAUCGGCUUUGUUCUCGAGAUCACCUACCUCGAUCGCACACCCGGCUCACAGGCCAAUGUCUACCGACUGCCCGAAGAGGCCACAGGCCAGGACCCUGCCAACCUUGGGCCCAUCAUCUACCUUCUGUACCGGCCCGCGCAUUACGACAUUCUCUACCACAAAAUGUCGUCCCGAUUCCCGAACCCUGCAGCCGUGCCCCUGCACUCUGAGCUGCAGCGCACUGUGGCCAUGUUGCCCGGGUUCAGCGGCCCGCCUUCCGCCAUGUCUUCUUUGGCAUCACCCACGGCAGUGUCCCCGAUGCACAACGCUUACGACCCCUCGCCGCAGACUCCCUGGCUGUCGGCCCCCUUCUCGGAUUCCGCCAUGCAGCAGACCGCGCCGCCGGCCCCGUCAGCGGCCCUUGGUCUUCUGCGGACUCAACCCCGACAACCACCCCCCUCGUCAACGACAGGUAGCCAAGCCGCUCCCUCCAAGCCAAGUCAGCCUGUCGACUACCAGUUGCGGGUUCAGCUCCCAAUGUUUCCACCUGAAGAACUCUCCCACCGAGCCGACGUCGAUGCUCUCUCAGAAUGGCUAUAUGGAACCAAACUUUACUACGACCAUGUUCAAGAACAGCCACUUCAAUAA